AUGUCGGCUAUCACUGCGGCUUCCGUCGAAAGUUUAAUGGUAUUGAAACCGAUACCGACCACCGAGCAGUCUCAAGCACCACAUGCAGUAUCGGCGAAUCUUGAUCAAGAUGCCUUGACAUCGCUAACGGCGGCUUUCCAAAACUCAGCGUUGGAAGACAAGGCUUCUGUUACUUUUAUCGAUACUUGUGCAGGGGGCGUCUACCUCUCUCGACAUGGAACAAUCUCGAUUCUGCAAAUUUUUGUCCUCCCGAAAAGAUCAACAUUCUUGAUUGACAUAUACGGCCUGAAGGAUAAAGCGUUUUCUUAUCCUGCACCGAGCGGAACUACACUUCGGGCUAUCCUUGAGUCGCCUUCUAUUCCUAAGGUGUUUUUCGACGUCCGCAACGAUUCAGAUGCUCUUUUCAGCCACUAUCAGAUUGAACUAUCAGGCGUGCAAGAUCUUCAGUUAAUGGAGCUUGCAACGCGCAGGUUCUCGAAAAGACGCGUGAAUGGACUAGGUAAAUGCAUAGAAAACGAUGCUGGAAUGACUGCGGAUGAAAGAGCGAGUUGGAAAGCUUUCAAACACAAAGGAAGAGAAAUGUUUGCACCUGAAUGUGGUGGCUCUUACGAAGUUUUCAACACUCGACCCCUUUCAGAUGAAAUUCGACAAUACUGUGCGCAGGACGUCCAAUUUUUACCCAAGUUAUGGCAAAAGUAUGAUGGCCGAAUGACUCGACGAUGGGCAAGGAAAGUAGAAAUGGAAGUGAAGAACCGUAUACAGCUCUCCAAAUCCAAGACAUUUAACGGCAAAGGAAGUCAUAUGGCCUUAGCACCUGCAGGUUGGGCUUAG
Molecule: messenger RNA, 831 nt
Organism: Penicillium mononematosum
Lineage: Eukaryota; Fungi; Ascomycota; Eurotiomycetes; Eurotiales; Aspergillaceae
Exons: 3
Coding region: 1-831 (276 amino acids)
Biological process (GO): nucleobase-containing compound metabolic process
Molecular function (GO): 3'-5' exonuclease activity; nucleic acid binding
Source: RefSeq, a predicted model, not a curated record